Epinephelus lanceolatus (giant grouper) is the source of this 5176-nucleotide messenger RNA. Its product is annotated as poly [ADP-ribose] polymerase tankyrase-2. The record is from RefSeq and is a predicted model, not a curated record. Gene Ontology annotation, molecular function: protein binding; NAD+ poly-ADP-ribosyltransferase activity. Lineage: Eukaryota; Metazoa; Chordata; Actinopteri; Perciformes; Serranidae.
UCAUCUCUCUGUGUUUUAACAUCCGUGUUAGCGUCUCUUCCUCCAGCCUCUCCUUCUCUCCAUCCUCCCCGACGAGCCGCAGCUGGAGGCGGAGGAGGAAGAUGAUGGAGGACCGGAGCGUGUCCGCCUGUCUGCCGGGGAGGAUUUAACGCAGCGAGGGCCAAUAAACGGAAAUAAUAUUCUUCUAAUAUUCCUGUAAUAUCCCUGUAAGAGCGCUGCAGGGUCUCCCGGUGUGUCUGCGGUGCUCCACAGGAAGCGGAGCUCAUCGUCCUGCAUGGCCUCUGUGGCUGCAGGGUUCUGGGGUUCUGCUGCCUGCUGCUCACACUCCAAAUUCUCCAGAACCAGCAGUCUGAAACUGGGACGAGGCCGUUCACCACCGGCCAUGUUGUCCAGUCGGAGGUGUUCAGGUGUGUCCGGUCUUGCGGGCGGAGCGGUGUCCCCGGGGCCAGUGGUGGCAGAGGUUGUGGAGCCAGGUGGGGGGUCGGGGGAGGCCAAGAGGGAGCUGUUUGAGGCCUGUCGGAGCGGAGACCUGGAGCGAGCUCGCAAACUGGUGACGGCCGAGAACGUGAACAGCCGGGACACAGCGGGGAGGAAGUCGACACCGCUGCACUUUGCUGCAGGUUUCGGUCGGAAAGACGUUGUGGACUUCCUCCUCCAGAAUGGAGCCAACGUGCACGCCAGGGACGACGGAGGGCUGAUAUCCCUCCACAACGCCUGCUCCUUUGGGCACGCUGAGGUGGUGAGCCUGUUGCUUCACCACGGGGCGGAGGCUAAUGCCAGAGACAACUGGAACUACACUCCACUCCACGAGGCAGCUAUCAAGGGCAAGAUUGACGUCUGUAUAGUGUUGCUGCAGCAUGGUGCCGAGCCGACCAUCAGGAACACAGAUGGUCGGACGGCUCUGGAUCUGGCAGAACCGUCGGCCAAAGCAGUUCUGACAGGUGAAUACAGAAAAGAUGAGCUUCUGGAGAGUGCGAGGAGCGGUAAUGAGGAGAAGCUGAUGGCUCUGCUGACACCGCUCAAUGUCAACUGUCACGCCAGCGACGGAAGAAAGUCGACACCAUUACACCUGGCCGCCGGCUACAACCGCGUCAAGACUGUCCAACUGUUACUGCAGCACGGUGCGGAUGUGCACGCCAAGGACAAGGGAGAUUUGGUUCCUCUUCAUAACGCCUGUUCAUACGGUCACUAUGAGGUCACUGAGCUGCUGGUGAAGCAUGGAGCCUGUGUUAACGCCAUGGACCUGUGGCAGUUCACUCCUCUUCAUGAAGCUGCCUCGAAGAACCGUGUUGAGGUGUGUUCUCUCCUGCUGAGUUAUGGAGCCGACCCCACCUUCCUCAACUGUCACAAUAAAAGCUCCAUCGACCUCGCUCCCACCGUGCAGCUUAAAGAGCGGCUGGCCUAUGAGUUCAGAGGUCACAGCCUGCUGCAGGCAGCCAGGGAGGCCGACGUGCUGCGAGUCAAGAAGCACCUGAAUCUGGAGACCAUCAGCUUCAAACAUCCACACACUCAGGAGACCGCACUGCAUUGUGCGUCUGCCUCUCCGUACCCAAAGAGGAAACAAGUGUGUGAAAUUCUGUUGAGGAAGGGUGCCAACGUCAACGAGAAGAAUAAAGACCUGCUGACCCCUCUCCACAUAGCGUCAGAGAAAGCCCACAACGACGUCAUCGAGGUUUUGGUCAAACAUGAAGCCAAGGUGAAUGCGGUGGAUCACCUCGGCCAGACGGCGCUGCAUCGAGCUGCUCACUGCGGACACCUGCAGACCUGCAGACUGCUGCUGACCGCCGGCUGCGACCCGCUGCUCACGUCACUGCAGGGACUGUCAGCUUCACAGCUGGGCAACGAGAGCGUGCAGGAGAUACUGCAAGCAGAGGGAGUUUUGAUCGGGAACUCUGAGGUGGACCGACAGCUGCUGGAAGCCUCCAAAACAGGAGAUCUGGACAUUGUCAAGAAGCUCUGCACAAUGCAGAAUGUGAACUGCAGGGAUGUGGAGGGUCGACAGUCCACGCCGCUGCACUUUGCCGCCGGCUACAACCGGCUGGCUAUUGUCCAGUUCCUGCUGCAGCACGGAGCCGACGUGCACGCCAAGGAUAAAGGCGGUCUGGUUCCUCUCCAUAACGCCUGCUCAUACGGUCACUAUGAGGUCGCUGAGUUGUUGGUCCUCCAUGGCGCUGUGGUGAACGUGGCCGACCUCUGGAAGUUCACACCGCUGCACGAAGCUGCCGCCAAGGGCAAAUAUGACAUCUGUAAACUCCUGCUGCAGCACGGUGCUGACCCGACCCGGAAGAACCGGGACGGGAACACCCCUCUAGAUCUGGUGAAGGACGCCGACACGGACAUCCAGGACCUGCUGCGGGGCGACGCCGCGCUGCUGGACGCCGCCAAGAAAGGCUGCCUGGCCCGAGUGAAGAAACUCUGCACGCACGACAACGUCAACUGCAGAGACACACAGGGGAGACACUCCACACCGCUGCACCUGGCUGCGGGCUAUAACAACCUGGAGGUGGCGGAGUACCUGCUGCAGCACGGAGCUGAGGUCAACUCUCAAGAUAAAGGAGGACUGAUUCCUCUGCACAACGCUGCCUCCUAUGGGCACGUAGACGUGGCCGCUCUGCUCAUCAAGUACGACGCCUGCGUCAACGCCACAGAUAAGUGGGCGUUCACUCCGCUGCACGAGGCUGCUCAGAAGGGCCGCACGCAGCUCUGCGCCCUCCUAUUGGCUCACGGGGCAGACCCCACCCUCCGCAACCAGGAAGGACAGUCAUCGCUUGACUUGGUCACGGCGGAUGAUGUCCGGGCGUUGUUAACCGCCGCCAUGCCUCCCUCUGCUCUCCCCGGCUGUUAUAAACCUCAGGUCAUCAGCGUGGCAGCGUCGGCCUCUGGUGCUCCACCCAUUGCCAUGGUCCCACCACUUCUGUCCUCUUCUUCCUCUUCUUCCUCCUCCUCUUCCUCCUCCUCAGGUCUUGAAGCCACAGCAGCGGCUGCGACCAACAGCAGCGCCACCGCAGCUUCUAACACUUCAAGCUCGUCGUCUACACCGCAGCCCUCGUCUUCUGCGUUCCCUGAGAUGUCGGCGCUGCUGUCGGCGGUCGAAGGCUCACUGGGUGCUGAGAAGAAAGAGGAAGUUCCAGGAGUUGAGUUCAGCAUCUGUCAGUUCUUGAAGAAUCUGGGACUGGAGCAUCUUCUGGAGAUCUUUGACAGAGAGCAGAUCACUCUGGAUGUGCUGGUGGAGAUGGGUCACCGUGAGCUGAAGGAGAUCGGCAUCAACGCCUACGGACACCGACACAAGAUCAUCAAGGGAGUGGAGAGGCUCAUCAGCGGGCCGCAGAGUCUCAACCCCUACCUGACGUUGAAUACAGCCAACAGUGGGACAAUCCUGAUCGACCUCGCAGCUGACGACAAAGAGUUCCAGUCGGUGGAGGAGGAGAUGCAGAGUACAAUCAGGGAGCACCGAGACGGCGGCCAUGCUGGAGGAGUCUUCAACAGAUACAACCUGGUCAAGAUCCAGAAGGUUUGCAACAAGAAGCUGUGGGAGAGGUACACUCACCGCAGGAAGGAAGUUUCAGAGGAAAACCACAACCACUCCAAUGAGCGCAUGCUCUUCCAUGGCUCUCCGUUCGUCAACGCCAUCAUCCACAAAGGCUUUGACGAGCGUCACGCCUACAUCGGCGGGAUGUUCGGCGCCGGGAUCUACUUUGCCGAGAACUCGUCAAAGAGCAACCAGUACGUUCACGGGAUCGGAGGGGGGACAGGCUGCCCACUGCACAAAGACCGCUGCUGCUACAUCUGCCACAGGCACCUGUUGUUCUGCAGGGUGACUCUGGGGAAGUCCUUCCUGCAGUUCAGUGCCAUGAAGAUGGCUCACUCACCGCCGGGUCACCACUCUGUCACCGGCAGGCCAAGCGUGAACGGUCUCGCUCUGGCCGAGUACGUCAUCUACAGAGGAGAGCAGGCGUAUCCAGAGUACCUGAUCACAUACCAGAUCAUGAAACCUGACGAGUCUGCAGACGGAUGAGGAGGAAGAGGACGAUGAAGGAAGUGUCAGAGGAGGAAAAUACGAAGAAAUGCAGAAGAAGAGAGCUCACCUUAUCCUAUCAGCUGAGCCGUGGCGUUACUAACUGCAUGCACAAAGAAAAACUUUAUUUAUACAAUGUAUAAAACAUGUAGGUUUUUAUCAGACGCCUGUUGUUUUUUUUCUAUAGUUUGUUUUAUGCACUUUAUGAACCAUGAGUUGUUUCAUGAUGUGACGUGAUGUGACUGUUGAGUUUGUCCUUUUGUCACUAAAACAGUAUCGUCCAGUGAUUCGGGGUGCUGCGGCUUCAGAGAGGACUUGUCACUUUUAUCACAUCAGUGUCAUAGUUAGACACAAAGCACAUCGUCGCCAACGCUUAACAUGUUGUUGACAGGAUAUCUGGGAGUAAUUCCAACCAGUAAGAGACCACUCACCUGUACUACCCAGUACUGACUGAUGCCUCAGUCAAAAAAAGUCAAACAUCUUGUUUUUAGUUUGACAGCUGACACCAUUUUUAUUUACCCAGCAUGCAUUUAUAGGCAUUAAUAAAAGUAAAGAUGGCCACAUGUUCUUGAUCCAUACAGUAACAUUUACUUCUUAAACUAAAGCGACUUACAGUGAGAUGUUUUCACAGCUAACAGUUGUUCUCAGAAACAUAAACCGUCACUGAAAUUCAUUGUUUUCUGACACUGACGUUAUUGGAAGUGACUCGUCCCUUCUGAAAAGUCUCUCUCUGACAAACAUUUCCACAAACAACUCUUAUGUGUUGCCUGGCAACAUCCUAACGAGGUGAAGUAUUGGUUUUAUUUUACAAAGAUGUUGUGUAAUCUUCUUUUGUACAAGCAUGUUAGUUCAUUAACAUUUAUAAUGUUGAAAAGAAAAAUCUCUGCUGGGGUUUGGAGACAGUCUGAAGACGUGAUUUUCUUUCUGCGGCUCUGGAGAGUUCAAUUCAUGAAUCAGCCUUAAUGAGAAGCAGCAUAUGAUUGGAUAGCACUGUGCUGAUCAGCCAAUCACAUGACGUGAGAAAACCUGAAUAUGUUUAUCAGCAGCUGAAACCUUUUAUUAAGACAUACAAAUGGCAGAGAUGUCCCUGAUGACCCACAAUGUCCCACAGCUCCCAAUCAAGGGGUCAUUGUUCAUUUGAUAUUUACAUUUGUAUUUAUU